AAUUUGUCCCAAAAUAAACUUUCAAACAUCAACAAUCUAAUGAGUGAUGUAUGGUGGAGGGGGCUCACACCCUGAUCAGUAAACACUCCCUAACUUCUUUAUUUGUCUUUUUCUGAUCGUUUGUAAUAUUUAAAGUUAUGACGUCACACCGCCGGUACAGCAGGUGGCGACACACAGCUUCAACACUGGUCUGUGGGCGGACAGUGAAACAGAAGAAGAAGAAGAAGAGCCGCUGCAGCAGCAGCAGAAGAAGAAGAAGAAGAGGAUGAUGAUGAUGAUGAUGAUGAACAUCCAGUAGCUGUUGUUUGACUGUUUUUAACGUUAACGGCAGAAAGAACCGGUACCGGCACUCUGACAGGUAAAAACACACACCGACACACCCUCCGUCUGUCGGACAGACCCACAGUCACAGGUCGCUCCGAGGCGGCCGCGCUGUCUGUGACGUGAAACGGUUUAACGGAGAGAAGCUAACGACAACAAGAUGACGGAAGCAGUCAUCAUGCUGUGAGGUCGCCGCCUCAUUGGCUCUGUGACGAGGAGGAGGAGGGGGAGGAGGAAGAGGAGGGGGAGGAGAUGGCGGCUGAACUUUACUCCACCAACCUCCCUCUCAGUAACGAGGAGGAGGUGAAGAAGAGUUUCAUCCAGCCCAACGAACCGGUGCCGCCGGCUGAAAACACCAACGAAGAAGACGACGUUCAGACGAGCAGCGACAGAGAGGACGGAGACAGCUGGCAGGAAACACAGCCCACACUCAGAGAGAGGAACGCUCUGAUGUUCAACAACGAGCAGAUGGCUGACGUUCACUUCAUCGUCGGUCCUCCAGGAGACACUCGGAGAGUCCCUGCUCAUAAGUACGUCCUGGCGGUGGGCAGUUCGGUGUUUGGAGCCAUGUUUUACGGAGACCUGGCUGAGGGACGAUCUGAGAUCCACAUCCCUGACGUGGAGCCAGCUGCUUUCCUCAUUCUGUUAAAGUACAUGUACAGUGAUGAGAUUGAGUUGGAGGCUGACACCGUGCUCGCCACGCUCUACGCUGCUAAGAAGUACAUCGUUCCUGCUCUGGCAAAGGCCUGCGUCACCUUUCUGGAGACAAGUCUGGAGGCAAAGAAUGCCUGCGUCCUUCUGUCUCAGAGUCGGCUGUUUGAGGAGCCUGAGCUGACGCAGCGCUGUUGGGAGGUGAUCGACGCUCAGGCGGAGCUCGCUCUGCGAUCUGAAGGCUUCUGUGAGAUCGACCUGCCCACACUGGAGAUCAUCCUGCAGAGAGAAUCGCUCAACGUCCGUGAGGUCGUGAUCUUCCAAGCGGUGCUGAACUGGGCGGCGGCUGAGUGUCGACGUCAGGGCCUGCCGGUGAACCCCAGGAACCAGCGGGCAGUGCUGGGUAAGGCUCUGUACCUGGUCCGGAUCCCCUCCAUGACGCUGCAGGAAUUUGCAGACGGGGCGGCGCAGUCAGACGUCCUGCUGCUGAAAGAGACUCACGAUGUCUUCCUGUGGUUCACUGCCUCCAGGAAACCAAGACUGGAGUUCCCCCUGGUGAAGCGGGCUGGACUGGCACCGCAGAGGUGCCACCGCUUCCAGUCCUCAGCCUACCGCAGCAACCAGUGGCGUUACAGGGGGCGAUGCGACAGCAUCCAGUUCGCAGUGGACCGGCGGAUCUUCAUAGCUGGACUGGGUCUGUAUGGGUCGAGUGGUGGGAAAGCUGAGUACAGCGUGAAGAUCGAACUGAAGAGGCAGGGAACCGUUCUGGCUCAGAACCUCACCAAGUUCCUGUCUGAUGGAUCAAGCAGCACCUUCCCUGUGUGGUUUGAACACCCGGUCCAGGUGGAACAGGACACCUUCUACACUGUCAGCGCUGUGCUGGACGGAAACGAGCUGAGUUACUUUGGUCAGGAGGGGAUGACCGAGGUGCAGUGUGGGAAAGUGACCUUCCAGUUCCAGUGUUCAUCGGACAGCACCAACGGCACCGGGGUGCAGGGGGGGCAGAUCCCCGAACUGGUCUUCUACUGCUGAACCAGAACCUGACAGACUCAGAGCCUUUCAUCAAUCAGGAAGCUAGAAGCUGAUUGGACGGUGGAGGUGGAACUGGAAGCUCACUGGACUGGAGUCAUGAGUGAAAAGUAAAGUGACUGAAACUAAACGUGUGUUGCUGCUUCUCUGGGGUGAAGUCCUGCUGGAGGGACUGUUUGAUGUUGUAGAUUCUGACAGCAGCCACCAGGUGUCACUGGAGAGCAGGGUCUUAUAGCUUGAGACCUUGUAGUUGACAGUGAUUGGUGGGAAAUGUAGUUCCGUAGAUGCACUUUGAGAAGCCGUGUCCUGCAGCUCCUGAGGAUCCACAGCUCAUUGUUUCCUUCUUUGACAUGAUUCUGUUUGUUUAUGUUUUAUAUCUAAAAUGUAUUUGACCCCAAACUCUGAUUUGAUUUAAACCUGAAAAAAUUCACAUGGAGUCAGAGAUUAAAUGUUCUGUUUCAUUUUCUAUUCAAACAUCAGUGAUGUUCGAUAUUUACCUUUCAUACUUCUGGAACCUUUUUAGUUUGAGGUCAGAGCGUUGUGUUUCUGUUCGUUCAGAUUUAAAGUUAAACUCUGCAGAAUUCUCUGAAUAACUACGUACAGACUCAGAAUCAUGACAAAGGACCCUCCCAGUGUGUUGGUGUAUUUAUCAGUCUGGAUUUUAUUAUUUACUUCUUAUUUCCUGUAUUUGGAUGUUUCUGGGUGUGUACCCUCACAGCACUCAGAUGAGGGCGGGGCUUAAUAAAAAGGUAGUGACCAGGUGUCAGACUGUAGGCAGCCAGGGUCUCAUUAAUAAAACGUAGGAUCCAGACUAAAGAUGUACGCACAGACAAAAGCCAAAAAUGGUGUGCACCAAAAAAUAUUCAACAAUUUCUACAAUCAGGCUCCACCUCACCGCCUGCGUCACCAAUUUCCCGUCUCCUAAAUGUUUGUAAGAAUGGGUCAAAGUUUCUCUUUUCCGUGGGAAGUGGCGUACGCCUCUUUCAAGCCUCGUUUUUGUGCGUACACAGUCUUUAUAAUUGAGGUAUCUGUUGAGGUAAUUGAGGUAAACCCCAGGUAUCUCAGAAAUGACAAAUGUCAGUGAAUGUGGGGUUUUAAUAUGACUGGUGUUUAAAAACAGUAACCGAUGAUCCUGCAGAGUUCACCUUUAAAUGUUCGUCUCACGAUGAUCAAGUUUCAUCCAAAUUUAGCUUGAAUAUGAACUGAAUCUCCAGAAAGAAAAUUAAAGUAAAAUAAACCCUGACUGA
Molecule: messenger RNA, 3248 nt
Organism: Epinephelus moara (kelp grouper)
Lineage: Eukaryota; Metazoa; Chordata; Actinopteri; Perciformes; Serranidae
Gene: btbd6b
Product: BTB (POZ) domain containing 6b
Exons: 5
Coding region: 574-2004 (476 amino acids)
Biological process (GO): neurogenesis
Cellular component (GO): cytosol
Molecular function (GO): protein binding
Source: RefSeq, a predicted model, not a curated record